AUGAAACAUAUUGUAAUAAUAAUUCUCGUCUCGUUUCUCCCUUCUAUUCUUGCCGCGUCUAACGCCACGGAGAAAGUUGUGAAAUGUCCGAAAGGGUUCAAAUUGUAUGAGAGAGUGCCGACGGACAGGAAUAAGAAUACCAAGUACUGGUGUAUGCAGGUAGUAGACAACGAGGACGUCUACGAUCGACCGACCGCUCGAUCCGUUUGCUUGGAUUACGACGCGGUGAUUACGACAGUGGAGAAUCAGAAGGAAUUAGAUGAUGUGAAUGCCCUAAUCCGAAAGAACAACAAACGAGUCGCCGUUGACGGUGUGUUCAAUCCGAAGUGUCGCGCUUUUGCCGACUGGCGGAUGAGAAAGUUUGGAGGGCUGUGUGCCAAGGAGAAGGAGCUAUUCGUACUUGAAGACGAUCACACCGAUCCGGCGUUCAUCUUCACAAAGUGGACUGGCGAGCCACCGACCGCUUCCGACAAGUAUAAGGAGAAGGGGGAUGAUACAGAAAUCUUCACCAUUGCUGAAUGCUUGUCACUUCAUAACUUGUUGGCAUUGGAGACAAAGGGAAACUUGAAAGACUUUUUGUGCGGAGAGGAGCCAGACAAGCAAGUCGGUGAGGUGCCAUUCUUUGGAGUACUUUGUGGAUGCCCGCCAGUUUGA
Messenger RNA from Caenorhabditis remanei, 654 nucleotides. RefSeq lists its product as uncharacterized. The transcript has 5 exons. The record is from RefSeq and is a predicted model, not a curated record. NCBI's taxonomy places the organism in Eukaryota, Metazoa, Nematoda, Chromadorea, Rhabditida, Rhabditidae. Bases 1 to 654 code for a protein of 217 amino acids.